Messenger RNA from Drosophila subobscura, 778 nucleotides. RefSeq lists its product as uncharacterized. The record is from RefSeq and is a predicted model, not a curated record. The transcript has a single exon. The coding region runs from base 59 to 772 and encodes 237 amino acids. NCBI's taxonomy places the organism in Eukaryota, Metazoa, Arthropoda, Insecta, Diptera, Drosophilidae. Gene Ontology annotation, biological process: mitochondrial respiratory chain complex IV assembly; mitochondrial respiratory chain complex I assembly. Gene Ontology annotation, cellular component: mitochondrial inner membrane.
AAUCAAAGUCAGUCUUUGACUAAAGACAAACUCAAAAUAAAUUUCAUUCGCCUGUUCAAUGCUUUCGGCUUUUUUGACUAAAUUAAAAAAGAUGCCAACCUUUAAGAUGCGCCUAACCCUGCCCUCGCGUCGGUUAUUGGCCAAUCUGUGUGUUUGUGGUGCCAUGGCCUCCAUCUCGGGCUUAGCCUAUCUCCACUGGAAGCUGGAGGAUCGGGUGCGUCAGGCGGACUACUAUCAGCUGGCCAUCAAGACACUGCGCCAGCAUGGUGGUGCUGUACGUCUGCUGGGGGAACCCAUUAAGGAGUCGGGCAUUAGUUUGACCAACACACAGAACAGCUGCGACGGCGACCGUGCACAAAUGCAGGUCUCCGUGCAUGGCACCAAGGACAAGGGCACCAUUUUCUUUUGGGCCACAAACAAUCGGGAGAAGGGCGUCUGGCUGAUUGAUCGUUUGGAGCUAGAAACAAAACAGCAUCCCAAUACGCGAUUUCUGCUCAAGAAACCCAUGGACAAAGCUCUGGACGACAUUGUGCAUGACGAGGAGAACGAGCAGGACCACGAGCACAUCGUUGUACCAGAGCCAAAGCCCAUUCGGCCGCAGAUGAACCAACAUACCGAGCAGCCAGCGCAGGGGCAGAACCCAUAUGACCAUCCAGGCUAUCAAGAGGGUGGAGUUGGUCAGAAACCCAAUCAACCGAAGACACUGCAUCAGCAUCAGGGACAAGAGCCAGCCCCAUACAUUCAGACAGCAGAUGGCGGCAGGAUGAAUUAGUAGACU